GUGGGAAGAUAUGGAGAGGAGCACCGUGCUCACGUCUAAGUGGUCCGACUUGCCGGCCGCCAUUGGAAGACUGGACUGGCGGGAUUUUAAAAAGGCUUAAAAAGUCUUAAAGUUCAACAAACCUGUGAAUACAUCAGCAAAUGUGUGCAGGAAAAACCUGUGCAGCAACUUGACAUAACUACUACAAAGUCCACACGCAUUCUCAGUGGUGCUUGCAACCCUGGGAGAGGACAGAAGGAUUACUGGCAACACAACUACUUCAUCAGGACUCCCUGACACGUGGUGCCCGCCUCGCAGCCAUGGUGGACGCAGCCGCCGCCGAGCAGUUCUUGGACGCCAACCCGCAGUUCGCCAAAGACUACUACGAUGUCAACUUCAGGCCCCAGGUGGUGUCGGAGCUGCUGGACAACAACCGCAGGACGGCGGUGGACGUCAGCCACUUCCACCAGCUGAGCAUGGUGGAGGAGAGCGAGGUCCUCUUCGACCUGGUGCGCGACAUCCAGGACAACCUGCAGAUGGAGAAGUCCGUCUUCAACCUGAUGAAGCACCUCAGCUUCAUGAUGAGGGCCCAGCGCAUGAGCCUCUUCAUGUACCGCCAGAGGAACGGCGUGGCCGAGCUGGCCACCAGGUUGUUUAACGUCCACAAAGAUGCUGUGUUUGAGGAGUGCUUGGUGCCGCCUGACAGUGAAAUAGUCUACCCGCUGGACUUGGGCAUCGUGGGUCAUGUGGCCUCCAGCAAGAAGAUGGUCAACGUGCCCGAUGUGUCCCAGGAUCCUCACUUCAGCAACUUUGUGGACCAUCUGACGGAGUACACCACCAAGAACGUCCUGGCCGUGCCCAUCAUGAACGGCAAAGACAUGGUGGCGGUCAUGAUGGCCACCAACAAGAUGGAGGCGCCGCACUUCACCGCCAAGGACGAAGAGACCUUGAACAAGUACCUGAACUUUGCAAACCUGGUCCUGAGAGUGUUCCACCUGAGCUACCUGCACAGCUGUGAGACCAGGAGGGGACAGGUGCUGCUGUGGUCGGCCAGCAAGGUGUUUGAGGAGCUGACCGACAUCGAGAGGCAGUUCCACAAGGCCUUGUACACCGUCAGAGCCUUCCUCAACUGUGACCGCUACUCUGUGGGCCUGCUGGACAUGACCAAGACCAAGGAGUUCUUUGACCUGUGGCCCGUCCUGAUGGGAGAAGUUCCUCCCUACGAAGGACCCAAAACCCCAGACGGCAGGGAAAUUAUCUUCUACAAAAUCAUUGACUACAUUUUGCACGGCAAAGAGGACAUCAAAGUCAUCCCGAAUCCUCCAGCAGACCAUUGGGCUUUGGUCAGCGGCUUGCCCACAUAUGUUGCUGAAAAUGGACUGAUUUGCAACAUAAUGAACGCCGCGGAGGAUGAAUUUUUCAACUUUCAGAAAGAACCUCUGGACGACUCCGGCUGGACCGUCCGGAACGUUCUGUCCAUGCCCAUCGUCAACAAGAAAGAGGAGAUUGUGGGCGUGGCCACCUUCUACAACAGGAAAGAUGGAAAACCCUUUGAUGAAAUGGACGAGACGCUCAUGGAGUCCCUGACUCAGUUCCUGGGCUGGUCGGUGCUCAACACGGACACUUACGACAAGAUGAACAAGCUGGAGAACAGGAAGGACAUCUUCCAGGACAUGGUGCUCUACCACGUCAAGUGUCGCAAGGACGAGAUCCAGCACAUCCUGAACACCCGAGAGAGAUGGGGGAAGGAGCCUGAGGAAUGUGAAGAGGAGGAACUGCAGGAGAUCCUGUCUGAAGUUCUUCCCGACACCAAGAAAGCUGAGAUCCUGGAGUUUCACUUCUGUGACUUUGAGCACAGUGAGUUGGAGCUGGUCAAGUGUGGCGUCAAGAUGUACUACGAACUCAAAGUGGUGGACAAGUUUCACAUCCCCAGAGAGGUCCUGGUGAGGUUCAUGUACUCGCUGAGUAAGGGCUACAGGAAGAUCACCUAUCAUAACUGGAGACAUGGAUUCAACGUUGGACAGACCAUGUUUACUCUGCUCAUGACAGGUGACCUGAAGCGUUACUACACUGACCUGGAGUGCAUGGCCAUGGUGACCGCUGGCUUCUGCCACGACAUUGACCACCGAGGCACCAACAACCUCUACCAGAUGAAGUCAGGUAAUCCUCUGGCAAAACUCCACGGCUCGUCCAUCUUGGAAAGGCACCAUCUUGAGUUUGGCAAGACCCUGCUGAGGGAUGAGUCGUUGAACAUCUACCAGAACCUGAACCGGCGCCAACAUGACACGGUCAUCCACCUGAUGGACAUCGCCAUCAUCGCCACAGACCUGGCGCUCUACUUCAAGAAGAGGACCAUGUUCCAGAAGAUUGUGGACCAGUCCAAGACCUACGAGAACUGGAACGACUGGACCAAGUACAUGAUGCUGGAGACCACGCGCAAGGAGAUUGUCAUGGCGAUGAUGAUGACGGCCUGCGACCUGUCAGCCAUCGCCAAGCCCUGGGAGAUCCAGAGCAAGGUGGCGCUGUCAGUGGCUGCUGAGUUCUGGGAGCAAGGAGACCUGGAGAGGACGGUCCUGGAACAGCAACCCAUUCCCAUGAUGGACCGAAACAAAGCAGACGAUCUUCCCAAACUCCAGUGCGGCUUCAUCGACUUUGUCUGCUCCUUCGUCUACAAGGAGUUCAGUCGUUUCCACGUGGAGAUCACGCCCAUGCUGGAGCGCCUGAUGAACAACAGGAAGGAGUGGAACGCUCUCAAGGAGGAGCACGAGGCCAAGGUCGCCGUCUUGGAGGCGACCAAGAAGGCCAAGGAGGAGGCGGCGGGGAAGGACGCUGCCGCCAGACAAGCUGCUGCCGCACAGUCAAAGACUUGUACUCUCAGCUAGUGUGGCCCCAUCUACUCUACUUCUACUACACCUACUGUACCUCUACUGCACUUCUACUACACCUACUGUACACC
This is a messenger RNA of Nerophis ophidion (straightnose pipefish), 2935 nucleotides long. RefSeq names its product phosphodiesterase 6A, cGMP-specific, rod, alpha (gene pde6a). NCBI's taxonomy places the organism in Eukaryota, Metazoa, Chordata, Actinopteri, Syngnathiformes, Syngnathidae. Gene Ontology annotation, biological process: signal transduction. The coding region runs from base 300 to 2861 and encodes 853 amino acids. The transcript is spliced from 26 exons. The record is from RefSeq and is a predicted model, not a curated record. Gene Ontology annotation, molecular function: protein binding; 3',5'-cyclic-nucleotide phosphodiesterase activity.